Molecule: messenger RNA, 219 nt
Organism: Colletotrichum tamarilloi
Lineage: Eukaryota; Fungi; Ascomycota; Sordariomycetes; Glomerellales; Glomerellaceae
Exons: 3
Coding region: 1-219 (72 amino acids)
Source: RefSeq, a predicted model, not a curated record
AUGCACUUCCAAUCCACAACCCUCUUCCUUGCCGCCGCUGUCAUCUUCCAGGGUGUUUCUGCGCAAUUUUGCACUGGCCCUCCCUCAGACUGCAAUUUUGAAGACUGCAGAAUCAAUUACGCUGAUCCAUGGGCGAUCUGCAAGUCAAAGUGCACACCUGAUUCAGGCCGAGAUGCCGCUGUUUCCUGCUGCUCCGGAUCGUUGUACUGUCCUGCAUGA